Molecule: messenger RNA, 1785 nt
Organism: Calliphora vicina (urban bluebottle blowfly)
Lineage: Eukaryota; Metazoa; Arthropoda; Insecta; Diptera; Calliphoridae
Product: delta-1-pyrroline-5-carboxylate dehydrogenase, mitochondrial-like
Exons: 1
Coding region: 19-1740 (573 amino acids)
Cellular component (GO): mitochondrial matrix
Molecular function (GO): L-glutamate gamma-semialdehyde dehydrogenase (NAD+) activity
Source: RefSeq, a predicted model, not a curated record
UUUACAAUAAAUAUUCGAAUGUUUCAAAUCACACGAAAAAUUACCACAAAAAUAGCCCAGAGGUACACAAAAACUUCGUUAACAUCCUCCGUGGUGCCAGUUAACAAAUUCGAUCAAAUUAAUUUCAAAAAUGAGCCCAUAUUAGAAUAUAAUAAAGGAUCAGAGGAACUAAUUAAUUUAGAAAAAUCAUUGGAACACUACUCAUGUAAUGUAGAAGAAAUUCCAAUUGUAAUUGGUGGCAAAGAAAUCCAAACAAAUCAAAAACGUUGCCAACGAAUGCCUCAUAAACAUAAUCAUAUUAUAGCCAAAUAUUAUUAUGCAGAUCAGCAUAUUAUAAAUCAAGCUAUCAAGGCCACAAAGGAUAAAAAAGAAGAAUGGGAUAAUACUCCCUACCAGACACGUGUAGAAUGUUGGGAGAGAGCAGCUUGUUUAAUGGCAACCAAAUAUCGAGCUGAUUUAGUAGCCACUACUAUGUUGGGCCAAGCCAAAACUGUUUAUCAAGCUGAAAUAGAUGCUGCAGCCGAAUUGAUUGAUUUUACCCGCUUGAAUGCUGAGUUCUUGAAAGUAUUCGCAAAUUAUGAGCCCUUAAAUCCAAAAACGAAAAUUUACAAAAAUCAUACGAUAUGGAGAGGUUUGGAUGGCUUUGUUGCGUCCAUAAGCCCUUUCAACUUUACUGCCAUUGGUGCUAAUUUAACUUUUACGCCAGCGUUAAUGGGCAACACUGUUCUCUGGAAACCCGCCGAUAACGCCAUGCUAUCUAGUUGGUUAGUUUACAAGAUAAUGAGUGAAGCUGGAUUACCCGAUGGUGUGGUGAAUUUUAUUCCAGCUGAUGGCCCAGUCUUUGGCAAUGCUGUUACAUAUUCUCAAAAUUUGGGUGGCAUUAACUUUACUGGCUCCAUUGUGACCUUCCGUACUCUAUGGAAGUUAGUAGCAAAACAUUUAGAUUUUCAUAAAACAUUCCCUCGACUAUGCGGAGAAUGUGGAGGUAAAAACUAUCACUUUGUUCAUUCUUCAGCCGAUGUGGAUACUGUAGUAGCUAGCACAAUACGCAGUGCAUUUGAAUACAGCGGUCAAAAGUGUUCGGCAUGUUCGAGGCUGUAUGUACCCAAAAACCUAUGGGAGAGUAAAAUUAAGAAACCUCUCUGUGAUCUAACCAGUCAAUUGGUCAUUGGAGAUGCUUGUGAUUAUAAAACGUUUACGUCAGCUGUUAUCGACGAAAAAGCCUUCUUACGCAUUGCUGACUAUUUGGACUAUGCCAAAUCAAAUUCGCAAUGUGAUGUUCUGGUCGGAGGUGGUUGUUCGAAUUUACAUGGAUUUUUCAUUGAACCCACCAUAGUCGUAGUACGUGAUCCAGAAGAUCGACUAUUUAAAGAGGAAAUAUUGGGUCCCAUACUGUCGGUCUAUGUUUACGAAGAGGAGGAUGAAGACAAAACAAUAGAAUUAGUACGCAAUACUCCUAAAUAUGCCUUAACUGGUGCGGUAUUUGCUACAGAUGAGAAAUUCCUAAAAGAAGCUUUAUGGAAAUUUAAAAGUACUGCGGGUAAUUUUUAUAUAAAUGAUAAAUCAACAGGUGCUGUUGUGGGCCAACAAGCAUUUGGUGGUGGACAAUUGUCGGGAACCAAUGAUAAGCCUGGCAGUCCUUACUAUUUAUUACGCUGGACUUCGCCACAAACUAUUAAGGAAACAUUUAUGCCUCAAACAGAUGUUUAUUAUCCAUACAUGAGAAUGCAAAAAACUUGAAACUCGACCGUUAACUAUUUAUUUAAAAAACAUUUAUAACUGUUA